Molecule: messenger RNA, 1169 nt
Organism: Beta vulgaris subsp. vulgaris (sugar beet)
Lineage: Eukaryota; Viridiplantae; Streptophyta; Magnoliopsida; Caryophyllales; Amaranthaceae
Product: vacuolar protein sorting-associated protein 28 homolog 2
Exons: 2
Coding region: 310-939 (209 amino acids)
Biological process (GO): protein transport to vacuole involved in ubiquitin-dependent protein catabolic process via the multivesicular body sorting pathway
Cellular component (GO): ESCRT I complex
Molecular function (GO): protein-containing complex binding
Source: RefSeq, a predicted model, not a curated record
GGCAAUACGUAAGCAAAAUCAGCACUACAUUGCCUCUUUUCUUUCUACCCCACACCAUCAACACGCAACCUCUUUCUCUCUCUCUUUCUCUCUCCUGCUUUCACCUGCUGCUCCAUCACUCCAAAACCGCGUUAUCUCUCCUUCAUCUUUUCCCUUGUUGUUGACAAGUAUUCUCUGCGCGUGUCCCAUUCCUUCUCCAAUUUUUAGCUUACAAAUUGUCAAUUUCAGAAACCCUAACCCUAAAAAAAAACCCCAAAAAAAUUCAAGAUUGAAGGUUCCCUAAAACCCACAUAGUAUAGUAUACCCAAGAUGGAAGUGAAAUUGUGGAAUGAUAAGCGUGAAAGAGAAAUGUAUGAGAAUUUUGCUGAGCUUUUUGCCAUUAUUAAGGCUACUGAGAAGCUUGAAAAGGCUUACAUUAGGGAUAUAAUCUCCCCAUCAGACUAUGAAAAUGAAUGCCUAAAAUUGAUUGCCCAUUUCAAAACCCUAUCUAGUUCAUUGAAGGACACAGUCCCUAGCAUUGAGAAAUUUGUUGAUGUGUAUAAGAUGGACUGCUCAGCUGCUUUGAAUAGGCUUGUUACUUCUGGGGUGCCUGCUACAGUAGAGCAUAGGGCAGCUUCUGCUGCUUCCUCCACCACUUCAGCUGCUACGGUGGCCGAAUGUGUUCAGAACUUCAUCACGUCGAUGGACUCUUUAAAAUUGAACAUGGUGGCGGUUGAUCAAGUCUAUCCCUUGUUGUCUGACCUCUCAACGUCGUUAAAUAAGCUUAGUAUAUUGCCACCUGAUUUUGAGGGGAAGACCAAAAUGAAAGAGUGGCUCGGACGCUUGUCUAAGAUGGGUGCUGCUGAUGAACUCACUGAGCAACAAGCAAGACAGCUUCACUUUGAUCUCGAGUCUUCAUACAACUCUUUUAUGGCUGCUUUGCCUAGUGCUGGAAAUUGAUUUGAUUCAUUUGGGUGAGCUUGUAAAUAAUUAUCUAUACUAUGUUACUAUGUGGUGUUCUUUCUAAUAUGUAGUUGAUGCAUGUUGUUGCUUUUUUUUGCUGAAAUGUGAAGGAUGAUAUUUGUUUCCUUCAAACGUUGGAUGGAUUUAUGAUGUUAAAGGUGUAGGAGAAUUUUUGUAACUUUGAAUUGACAAAAUAUGUUAAAAACUACACUUUGGUCCUUGUUUUA